AUGGGCUGCGUACAAUCAGCUGGUGUUGAUGAAGAGGCUAAGGCCCGCAAUGACGAGAUUGAAAAUCAACUCAAGCGGGACCGAAUGAUGGCAAAGAAUGAGAUCAAGAUGUUGUUGCUUGGGGCCGGUGAAUCUGGAAAAUCCACAGUUCUGAAACAAAUGAAGCUUAUACAUCAUGGUGGCUACAACGACAAUGAACGUGAAUCCUAUAAAGAAAUCAUUUUCUCCAACACUGUCCAAUCCAUGCGUGCGAUUCUCGAUGCUUUGCCCUCCCUCGACCUGUCGCUUAAUCCAUCUAAUGAUGCCCGGAGAGCUACUAUCCUUGCCCUUCCGCUGCAGCUGGAAGUCGACGUUAUGCCUCGGGAUGUAGCUGACUCGAUUAAAGGUAUCUGGAAUGAUCCAGCGGUCAAGGAGGCGGUGAGAAGGAGUAGAGAAUUUCAGCUGAAUGAUUCGGCGGUGUAUUACUUUAACAGCAUCGAUAGAAUGAGUGGACUGGGAUACAUGCCUAGUGAUCAGGAUAUCCUCCGCUCGCGAGUGAAGACGACGGGUAUCACGGAAACAACGUUCAAGGUCGGCGAAUUGACGUACAAACUGUUUGACGUCGGCGGCCAACGUUCUGAACGUAAAAAGUGGAUACAUUGCUUUGAAAACGUUACCGCUUUAGUCUUCCUAGUUUCGUUGAGCGAGUAUGAUCAAAUGUUAUAUGAGGAUGAGAGCGUGAAUCGUAUGCAAGAAGCCCUUACCCUCUUCGACUCGAUAUGUAACUCGAGAUGGUUUGUCAAGACUUCAAUCAUCCUUUUCCUUAACAAGAUUGAUUUGUUCGCUGAAAAGUUGCCAAGGUCACCAUUAGGUGACUACUUCCCGGAUUACACGGGCGGAGAUAAUUACGACGCCGCCUGCGAAUACUUGCUUCACAGGUUUGUGAGCUUGAAUCAGAGUGCCGCCACGAAACAAAUAUACGCACAUUACACCUGUGCCACCGAUACGCAGCAAAUCAAAUUCGUUCUUUCCGCUAUUCAAGACAUUCUACUCCAGCUCCAUUUGAGGGAGUGUGGGUUGCUAUAG
Lentinula edodes (shiitake mushroom) is the source of this 1065-nucleotide messenger RNA. RefSeq names its product guanine nucleotide binding protein alpha subunit. NCBI's taxonomy places the organism in Eukaryota, Fungi, Basidiomycota, Agaricomycetes, Agaricales, Omphalotaceae. The record is from RefSeq and is a predicted model, not a curated record. Gene Ontology annotation, molecular function: GTPase activity; G-protein beta/gamma-subunit complex binding; GTP binding. Bases 1 to 1065 code for a protein of 354 amino acids. The transcript has 9 exons. Gene Ontology annotation, biological process: G protein-coupled receptor signaling pathway. Gene Ontology annotation, cellular component: heterotrimeric G-protein complex.